AUGGACCCUCCAAGCCAGACUAAUAGUGACUCGACUGCAAUUAAUUCACACCACGAGCACCUCGAAAUGAACGACCAGAAACAAGGGUUAUCUGAGAGAUCAUCGCAUUAUGCUCAUGGUCAACACAUCAAGUGUACAUACCUUGAUCAGCUUCAUAUUCAGGAUGAAGACGGUGCUCAUCAGUAUUCUCCAGCACUAGAGUCAAGAGGCGUAGGACCGCUCUUUCCACAACGGGAACCAGGGUGUAUAAAUAACCCUUUCUAUAAAUUAUCUAUGGGGAAGAAAGGAUCCAUGAUAAGCAUGCGGCAGGUACUAAAGCGAGCGAUCGGAGCUAAAAACCUCGGCACCCAGUCCAAGCGCUUUGUAGUGUCGCCAAUCUGGCGGUCUCGUGAAGCUGCCAAUCAAAACGACGAUAUGGUGUCCAGAGUUGAAAGUAAUCCAUCUUCACGAGACUGCUCUACACUCUGCUCGGAAAAUUCGCUUAUACCAUAUUCCUUUCCACUUGCCCGAUCAGUGUCUUCAUCUUCGCGUUCACUCAGUGCAGCGAUAGCGCAUGGCCUCGAGACCGUGCCUUCAACUGCCUGUGACGUGGUGACGGGUAAAGCUGAGGGUGAUUCAAGCAUUUUUUUCUGUAAUGGAAGUGAGAAUAAUAAUUUACGUGAUUGCAAUAUUCAUACAUCCCAUUUAGCUCAUUUCCAGACAUAUCCGCAUGUGUUCGAAGAGAGGCCCUCCUCUCAUUGCCUUAAGCCGCCAACACCUCAAUGUGAUGGAGAUGUUUCAGCUGCUUCGUCGCCCUCGGGGUGCAGCGACAGAAGCCAUGCAGGGGCAACUAGUGGGAUUUCGAACAUCUCACGGGCUCAUACUCUUUCCUUGCAAGAUAUUCAAUUCACACAGAGUGCCCACACCACUCCCAACGACACUAAGGGCAGUGACACGCCGUGUAGUACUCCUGUGCAUGUGAGGUUAGCGGUCAAACCCACGAGCGCUAACAUGAACCGGCUAAAUGGGGAGCCCCUCGGAUUGAUUGAGAAGGUACCAGAUACAAACCAUUUCUCUCACAAGAUAUCCACUCCUGCAGAGAAUUUUAUAGACUUCAAAAUCGACGCCCUGACAGGUAUCAAGGUCCAUUGUGAUAACUAUGUGACAUCUUCUCUUCAGAUUAUCAAGACAUCGAAAACAGAAAAUCCAAGCGUAAGUAAUGUCGGUAAUGCUUUCUGUAGUAUGCUUAGUGGUAGCAAAGUAAUGACGGGGCAUCCAUUGCACAAAGGUGAUCCUAAAGAGGAAAUACCCCUCAGAUUUCGAAGCGAUAAUAGAUUGUAUCCAGAUGAGUUGUUGUUUUCCACUCCGCGUGGUUGGCCGAAGCGCGUAACUCACAUUAAUGCAGAGGGUUUUCCUGUUCACAUGAGGGUAGCCAAAGCAAAUAUAUUUGUCUCUCCAGAAGGGAGGAAAGGUUCUUGCAUUUGCAGCUUUGAUACCGUGAGAAAUGGUAUCGUCGAAUCGGGUACUAAGCAAGAAUUGAUACAACAUUCUCAGAUACCAAUCGGGACACAAGAUGUUCAGCCAGCAACCAACAUUAAGGUUUGCCAUUGCGCUGGGGGCAACGUCAAUAUUCUGCAGCACAAAUUCGAUCAUACUGGCGGUCAGGGUAUGCACUAUGAUCAUUCCGUAGCCUCUCUCCUGUAUUCAUCAAUAACCUCUUUUCAUUGUGUCCACGCCCUUGAACUCCUCAAGUACACCAGAGAGGUUAUCCUGCUAGAGAGCAAACUAAUAAAUAACAUCACAGAAGAGUUUGUGCGGUCUUUUGACGGCCUUACAAAGGUCGUGGCAUACGCUCCAUUGCCACUGUCUGGGCCCGCAGAGGUGGAGUAUCCAAGUUGUUCAAACACAUCAUUGUCCCUAAGACUUCAAGGAUCCAAGCCAAAUGCCGAUAAUUGUAGUCUUUUAUUCCAUGUCAAGCCUUCGGGUUUUGUAGAAGCGGGUCAACAGCUCAGGAUAAGCAUGAGAUUGAAAGUUAAUGAGACAAAACCUCCCAUUAUCGUCUUUCAAAAGAGGCAACGGCGUAUGAUCUCGCUGUCCACAGCAAGGCGUCGAUGCUUAACUCGCCUUAGAAAUUACUAUUUCAUGAGUAAUCGCCGUUCAACUUUGUUGCAUGUAGCCGGCAAAAAGGCGCAUAUCAAGGGAGGGAGAGGUAGUCGAAACGCAUGGGUAGCAGAUAGCACAAACUAUGAAGAUUACUUCGCUCAGAAGUAUGGAAUGCGUAGAAUAGCAGACGCGUAUAAAGCGCAGAAACGAGCUACUACUAACCGUUUCUACAACUUAGCCUGCAUUAUGGCGUCUUGGAUGAAUAAUCAAGAGUUGCGUCAUACGGACACUGGGGAUGCUGUUACCCGUGGCGCCAUUGAUAUAAUAGAGGUACUCUCUGAUUUAAUGGAUAAGAAUAUGAAAUUCAUAUUCAUGCUCGGUUAUGCUACCACGCUCUUAAAAGAAGAGCAGCUUUACCGCUUUCAUAUUGAAGAGAUGCAAGUAAUGGAGCUUCGACAAUUGAUUUGUGCGCACUUAUGCGCACUGGACGCUCUGCAGACGAACUAUAUCUGCCCUCUGGAAGCCACAGGAAGCCGUACACCGAAGGAAGAAACCUACGAACAUAAAAAGAAGCCUCUAAGAGGUUUUAAGUACACAACUUUUACUCAAGAUCGCGGUCAGUUAGAUCUUAACCUACCCGAAAUAGACUUGUUGGAAGAGUCUGAGAGGAUUGCUCGGCACACGGUGUUCUACCCUGGUGAGUCGCGCGAGCGGAAGGGCCUUCAGUUGUUAUUUCGUCUGGGGUUAGCAGGUCUCAUCCAUCAGGAAGACGCAUUGAAAAACCGCCUUAAUGUACCCACCCGCGAGGCUCUGACUGUUCUCACGUACCUGCAGCGCCGGAAGCGAGAAGAAAUUCACAUCCAGGAGAUAUGUAAACGGGCCCGACUGUAUGAGUUGGCUGCAGGUUGGUUCUAUACACAGAGUUCAUCAACAUUCCUAGAGGUCAGUCGCGAAAAUGAAACGUUGCGAGACUAUUACCCGUCGAAGUGUUGUGCCAAAGGUACAGACGAGCAAGCUAAAGGCCUUGCCGAGAUAUAUGAUUCGCCAGAAAGCUCCAAGAAACUCGUGCCGGAAGGCACCCUUUACAAAGCAAACUACGUAGGUGACGACGAUACGCAAAGGCUAAAAUCUAUUGGCCGCGACCAAACACACUACUUGGAGCCCUACGUGAAAGAUAGUGACACGACCGGUGAGAGCAAGAAUCUGAUGCGUAAUUUAUGUAGCCCCAAAAGAAUUUUGAUGUCAUCGGGGGUCACCCCCCAUACUGGUAAGACAAACGCCAAUACGAUCACAGAAACUAGUAAUGGUAACGUAGAGGAUUUAAUGGACGAUCCUGAAGUGAAACUUGCCCUAGACCCCAUUUAUUCCGGUAGCAGUGGACAGUGCUGUCACUCGUCUGCGGCAUCUUCCUCUAACUUCCAAGAUGGAGGAAAAGCGGCAUUCCUGCUGCAUGCCCUGCGUCAGACUGAUGAUACUUUACAUUUUCUACGUGGUGACCCUUCCCAAAGCGAGCCUACGCAAAAUUGGGAUCACCAAUAUUGUAUGGAAAAUGAACAAGAAAGUGAGGGAAAUGUUCACUUCGAGAGCGAUGAGGAGUAUUGGAGUACAGAAGUGAUUUGUGGAUCUUCUGCUUCAUCACUGCGGGCUCAUGUGUUUUCCUUCAAUUCUGAGGAAAAGGAUGUAAUGGAUAUGGAUGAUGGGAAUAUCUUGAUACCCCCUGAUAACCUAGGAGGGGUGGUUGAAAAUAAAGAUGAGCAAACCUUUAAUUUUUAUGCUAAUCGCUCGAAAGAUGGUUUAUCCCACACUGACCCACCUAUUGACGUAUCUCAAUACACAGCAGAUGCAGACGCCACUCCUGAAUACGUGCACAAGGAAGUUGUUAACUCACAAGAAGCGCAACCUGUUACGUCGAUGCCGCCGCUAUGGGAUUGUGUCGAAGUGAUCACAAAUACCUCCCUGCAUAAAACCCCUACAAGACGAAGAGCUCUUUGCAGUAAGCGGAGCUGCACCCCGCCCUUGAAUUCCGAGGCGAAGGGCGUCUCUGCCAGUCCUGGUCCUUCCGAUCGAUUUUCUUCCGCUACUAGGUUGCCCACCUUCGGUUCCCACGGAUACAGUAAGAGUCCAACGAAGAGGUAUAUGAAACCCACCACUUCUUCAAUUUUUCGGACGCGAGAUACCACGCCUAUUCAAGCAUCAUCGUGUUCUCCUCCUCCUUUAGCCUCCUCUUUGACAUCAGGUUCUGGUGGAGUGUCGCGCUCGAGGAGCUGUAAGCGGUGUUAUGGCACCAGGGUUAAGGUAGCAGUUCAAGAAAGCGACAUUAGCGAUUACCCCAUCGCCUCUCCCGUGCUCAUCACACGUUUACCGUUGGAAAGUGGCCCAGGUAUAUGGUCUCAGGUCUCUUCCAGCAUACAACCCCGUAAUCCAUAUGGCUACAGUCCACGUGCUCAACAAGCGCUUGCAGCAUCUCUAAUGGUCAGCACGCCCCCGCGGUGUGUGCUUGCCACGACACUCCCAGAGACCCGCAAAGCAAGCACACCCUGUAGAGUCAAUAAUAGGGGUAGGGUAGUUCAGAUUCCGCCAAGAGAAGGGCCCCGCAACCCCAUUUCUGAGGUAGCGAGUUGUGCAGAGGACAAGACACAUGAGCAUGAGCAGAGGAGACAUCAAGAAAGAGAUUCUUUUGAGCUAUCAUGCCCCAUGGAAAGGUCCGUACUGUACCUCCCUGAGAGCAUGCGCCGCGCCUUUCACGUGCCACAAUACAUAAAAAUCUCACAGCAUCUUGGCAGGGUAUCAACUCCACACACUAGGGCUAUGCCUUGCCCGUCAGCUGCAUUAUUGCGACGUUCUACGAGUGUGGGUUCCUACGCCAAUGCAAUGCAUGAUCUGGGCGAAAGAGCUAUUCAGCAACGGUGUGCUGCUAUAGCAACAUCUGAAGGUGUUAGUGGUAGGCCAAUACGAGAUCUGCCACAACCAUUCUGCGUUCGAUCUGACUGCACCACAUUAAUGGGUUGA
Molecule: messenger RNA, 5091 nt
Organism: Phytomonas sp. EM1
Lineage: Eukaryota; Euglenozoa; Kinetoplastea; Trypanosomatida; Trypanosomatidae
Source: the annotation of a GenBank genome assembly